AUGUCUAGUAUUGUUCAAAUAGCUAUAGAACUAUCUUUUUGGAGUCCAGUUGUACUCUUUUCUAUUGGAAUUCCAUCAGCGUUUUUCAAUACAAUUAUUUUUGUGGGAAUAAAAACAUUUCGACAAUCUCCUAGUGUUUAUUAUGUUAUUGGUCAAUCAUUAUCUGAUCUAAUUGUUUUAUUAAUUUUACUUAUUGAAAAUAUCUCAUCAAUAUCCGUAUCUACUUCUUCAAUGACAUGUAAAUUAAUGCUCUUUUUUAGUCAAUUAACAGUACCUUGUGCAAUGAGUUUUCUUUGUCUAUCAGCAUUUGAUCGUUGGGCAUGUACUUCUCGAUCAGCUCGAAUACGUCAGUUAAGUUCAAAUAAUGUAGCUCGUCGACUCUUUCCAAUUCCUUUUCUUUUUUGGUCAUUGAUUGAUAUUCCUUAUCUAAUUUUUUGUGAUUUAAUUCCACCUACAUUCGAUUGUUAUUUCACAAAUGAUAUUUUUGGUGAAAUUGCUAUUUAUUUUCUUGCUCCUAUUUUCUCUGUUCUUCUUCCUCUGUUCGUUUUAAUAACAUUUAGUAUUCUCACAUAUCGAAAUAUUCAUCAUCAUCUUAUUCGAAAUCAUUUAUCAAUGUGGGAACAACAAAUGACAAGAAUGAUAAUUAUUCAAACUCUUUUAAGUAUUUUCUGUACACUUCCUCAAUUUAUUUUUGUUAUUUAUUCAAUAGUCACACUUAACAAACGUGCAAUGAGAAGUUUUUAUCAAAUUUCCAUUGAAUUAUUAAUUAAUCAAUGUACUAUUUUUAUUAUGGGUAUUAAUUUCAUUUCUUCAUUUUACAUUUUUUUUCUCUUUUCACCACGUCUUCGAUUAACAACCAAAAAAUAUAUGAAAAAUCUAUGGAAUUUAAAAAAUAAUCAAAUUAUUCCAGUGAAUAUUACUCAGAUAGUACGAAGAAAAACAGCAAUCCAAACUCAUCAAAGAUAA
Adineta steineri is the source of this 966-nucleotide messenger RNA. NCBI's taxonomy places the organism in Eukaryota, Metazoa, Rotifera, Eurotatoria, Adinetida, Adinetidae. The record is from the annotation of a GenBank genome assembly.